CUGAGGACAUCCGCAAAUUAGAACGCAAAAUUGAUGACGUUUGACACAUAACAAAUAAGUAAUAGCAGCUGAUCAUUUACUAAUUUAGAUCAGACACAAAGAAAUCGCAGAUCUUUCAGGCACCAAAGCCACUAGUUACUUCAUACUGUAAACUUGUCAGUAAUAAAACAUAUCACUGAAGCAAGUGUUCACGGCAUGAAGUUGGAAACACACGGUGGUGACUGAUGUUUAAUCAAAGCACGAAUCUGGCGGACGGAAAAUUACCCGUGUUUGUAUUCCCGACUACCCUGAGCUUCUACUCCGAUGACCAAUCCUCGCAUAAGCAAGUCCUUACUCUGUACAACCCAUACGAGUUCCCACUCAAAUUUAAAGUACUAUGUACAGUACCUCGUAAAUAUACAGUGGUAGAUGCAGAGGGUACAGUCCGACCAAGAUGCUGUGUCGAUGUUGUUGUGAGACAUACAGAUAUUUGUAUCAACAAUGAAGGAGUGAAUGACAAGUUUAGAAUACAGGUCUCUGAACAUGGACAGAGAAAAAUUCUAGGGAAGAAGGAUGUCAAUGCUGUUUUGUUACCUACAAAGGGUCGUGAGGUCACCCCGAACAGGGAGGACAAGUUUCAUGCUCUUGCCCAUUCGAGUCAAGGACCUGACAUACAGGGUCAAUCACAUACAGAUUUAGAUGUAAGAAAGCGUCCUGUUGGUGGUCCUAGUAUAGUUGUGAUUCUUGCUGGUCUGGUGUGUAUUGUAGCUCUAAUGUUACCCCAGCAAGGGGAUUCCGGCUCAAGAUUACCAGAUUAUAUCCACUUAUCUGUCAACCAAAAGCUUAUAGCAGCUUAUGUUUUAGGUCUGGUGACGAUGUUAAUUCUCCACAUAUGACGGUACUGACAAUCUAGAUUAUCAAACGUAGAUAUUGUGAUAUAACUGCUGACAUAGACAGUUUUUAUAUGUUUAAAUAUUCUAAAAAAAAAAUCAGCGAACUAAAAGUGCCGGACUACGUGUACUUACUGUAGCACUUAAAAUAACAUCAUGGUCUUGGAGAAGCAGGUUGAGUCUCUAUCAUAGGAGGUCAUAGUGAAACUGAAAUACUUUCACUGCUCAAUAAACAAAGAAAAAAUUAAAACAAAUCCAAUUCCAAAAAUAAAAAUAAAAUGUAUUAGUGUAAGCUGAUCAAAAAAAUGAAGUAGUGUCAAAUACAAUGUGCAAUUAUUCAUUGAUGUUGUUUGCUUAUUAUACCUGACAUUAUAAUAUGCUUCCAGUUAAAUUAUUAUUGAUAUAAGCUUAUAUAUGUAAUUUAUGUAAUUUAAAUUUACUCUGAUAUUACACCAGUAAAUGAAGAAUGUCUUAACUUAUUGUAUUACAGUAUCUGUCAAUGGUUUUAACAUUUGUAAUUGCUUAUUAAGUAAUGCAUUACAGUGUCGAUAAUUUCUAACAUUUAUGUAAUAAGAAAGGGGUGAUGGUGACAGUCUAUACAGAUUCUUAUAGUGUUUUUGUACCUGUUAAAGUCUUAACCUUCAAAGCAGGAUGUCUCCAGGUUCAUUCUAUAGUCUAAAAUUAGUAUGUUUCAUAACGAUUUGUAUAGCAAGAAGUCAAGUAUGGAUGACAGGAUUCUUCAUGGUCUUAACAUAUAUGUGACUGAAUAAUUUGAUAUUUAAGAUAUUAAAUGCCCAUUUUUAUGUUAGAUGUGCAUUUUAUUUUAAGUUACAUAACAGUUUAAGUUAUAUAACAGUUUAAGUUAAACUGUUAUGUAACAGUUUAAGUUGUAUAACAGUUUAAGUAAUAACAGUGUCCUUAUCAACAGAAUAUUAUUCAUGGGAUACUGUUACACAGCAAUCACUAUGACUGUGGUGAAAGUAUAGGUUUAUUUUAAACCCUUAAUCUUCUGAAUUUAUGAUAAUGGAUUUGCCCGGCUUUGUAUUUAGGAACAUUCCAUUCAAAUAUUGAGGUAUUCAAUUUUGAAAUACAAAAAUUAGUCUGUAAACAGUAUUGAGCAUGGUAAGACUGUAUGGAUCUGAUUGCAUCAAUUUUCAGGCUCAGUACUGGAGACAAAACCACCUUCUGUUUCCACAGAGUAAGGGUUAACACUAACAUAAUUAAAUGUUUCAGUUUGUAAAACAUUAACAAGACUUAUUUCAACACUGUCUGUACUCUUUACAGUUUGUAACUUAAUUUUUUUUGUGUUUUUUUUUUACCAAGUACAUGUAAUGCAUGUUUUAUAUAAAGUUUUUACUGGUUUUAUUUUUCACUAAUGUUUUUUAUCAGAAGAUUGACAUAAGGUAUUAUUAUUAUUAUUUUUAAAGUUUUAUUUAAGCUUUAUUCACUCAUUGGUUUAUUAAAUCUUCUGAAGGUGAAAAAAGAUCGUUGCUAAAUACAAUGUGCUUGACUGUUGUGUGUUAGCAACUUUUCAAUAAACAAAUAUUGCCAGAAAUGUCGAAAAGAAUGAAAAGCUGUGGCUUAUUACAUUUGUUGUAUUUUUCAUAAAGAAGCUGAUAAUUUCUUAGUCACAAAAUUUGAAAUUUUAAUAUUAAAGCAGCAAUUGCCUCCAGAUUCAUGCUAAUUUUCAUGAAACUUUUAAGAAUGUUUUUUCGAAAAAUAAAUACGGUUA
This is a messenger RNA of Ruditapes philippinarum (Manila clam), 2601 nucleotides long. RefSeq names its product motile sperm domain-containing protein 1-like. Bases 225 to 875 code for a protein of 216 amino acids. Gene Ontology annotation, cellular component: cytoplasm. The record is from RefSeq and is a predicted model, not a curated record. Lineage: Eukaryota; Metazoa; Mollusca; Bivalvia; Venerida; Veneridae. The transcript is spliced from 7 exons.